This is a messenger RNA of Rattus rattus (black rat), 1526 nucleotides long. RefSeq names its product ATP6V1F neighbor (gene Spmip1). NCBI's taxonomy places the organism in Eukaryota, Metazoa, Chordata, Mammalia, Rodentia, Muridae. The coding region runs from base 921 to 1451 and encodes 176 amino acids. The record is from RefSeq and is a predicted model, not a curated record. The transcript has 2 exons.
CAAGAACGGGCCACCUGGGUCAGAGACUGGCUUCCGGGAUGGAGGACAAAGUUCGAUCCCAGUCUCUCUACCUUUGCUGCUUCUCCUCAGUCUUCAUGGUGCUGGGAGGGGCCCCAUCUAAGGGACAGAAGCAGUUGCAUUGGAUGUCAUUCUAGAUCAGCAUUCUCAACCUGUGGGGGUCCCCUAAGACCAUCAGAGAACUCAGAUAUUUAGUUGAUGAGGAGGAAAAGUACAGUCAUAAAGUAGCAACAGCAAUAAUUUUAUGGUUGGGGUUCACCACAACAUGAGGAACUACAUUAAAGGGUCUCAGUGUUGGAAAGGUUGAGAACCACUGAUCUAGAUAGAGCCUGGGGCCUACAGGGUAUCAUGAUGGUACCUGGGGAAUCAAGAUGUUUAGUUAAUGAGCCCUUCUAGGCUUCCUCAGAAAGGGUGACAUGGGACUCUGCUGAAGGCAAUGGCAGGCAGAAUCCUGACUGUCUUACUUAGGGUUCCAUUGCUGUGAACAGACACCGUGACCAAGGCAACUCUUAUAAGGACAUUUAAUUGGACCUGGCUUACAGGUUCAGAGGUUCAGUCCAUUAUCAUCCAGGCAGGAGCAUGGCAGCGUCUGGGCAGGCAUGGCACAGGAGGAAGUGCAAGUUCUACCUCUUUGUCCAAAGGAAGCCAGGGGCAGACUGUCUCUUAUGUAGCUAGGAGGAAAGUCACAAAGCCUACCCACAGUGACACAUCUCCCACUCAAACAAGGCCAUACCUCCUAAUAGUGCCACUCCCUGGGCCAAGCAUAUUCAAACCACCACACUGGCCCUGUGUGAGGUUAGGCUUGGUUGCCUGGUGACCAUCCCAGGGCAGCUGCCCACUGUCCACUUGCUAUGCCCACUCAGUACUAGCUAAACCCUGAUACUGCUCAUUCCUUUGCCACCAUGUCGAGGCAGCUUAACAUGGACACGGUGCGCCAAAACUUCUGGAAGGAAGAGUAUCUCAAAGAGAUGAUGUUGCGUUAUGAAUGGCAGCGCAAGUACGGGACUCUGGUGAAGGCCAAGCAGAAGGCUAAGGCUGCAUCCCGUCUGCCCUUCAAACUGCCUACCAUGCUGCCUAAGGUCCCAGUCUCACUACCACCUGUCUCCAAAACAGCCCCGUCUAAAGCCCCCAGCCCUACUCCAGAACCUCUUUUUCUGUCAGAAAUGUACCCAGUUCCACCUGACACCAAAGCCCUGCUGUAUGAAGGCAUCUCCCAUGACUUGCAGGGGCGCUACCAGUAUCUCAACACCCGAAAACUGGACCUGCCAGAGACGCGUUACCUGUUCCCCAUCACCACCAACUUCACAUAUGGCUGGCAGCUGGGUCCUCCAGCAAAGCAAGAAAUGGUUUCCUGCAAGAUGUGCCGAAUUGAGUCAUUCUUCCGUAAGAAUGGUGCCUUUGCAUUCCUGGAUCCCCGAGAUCUGGCCCUCUGAGCUUGGGCCUGGCAGUGACUUAGGAACCAAAAGAAGAAAUAAGAGGAUUCCUGGUGGAGCUUCAUUACUCUGUGU